Molecule: messenger RNA, 1602 nt
Organism: Diorhabda sublineata
Lineage: Eukaryota; Metazoa; Arthropoda; Insecta; Coleoptera; Chrysomelidae
Exons: 4
Coding region: 116-616 (166 amino acids)
Source: RefSeq, a predicted model, not a curated record
CUUGUUAAUUUUAUCCAGUCGGUACGUACCCAGAUUGCGGUUCAAAUUAUUCGAAAAUAACCAGUGCUUGAGAGUUAUUAGAGGUUCUAGUUGUGAUUUACAAGAAAUUAACAAUAUGGUCAAAUCAUUUAUGUAUUUUAUGAGUUUAAAAACAGGAGCCGCUAUAAUGGGGGCCACAAAUAUUAUGUUCUCUAUAACCGCCACUGUAGCAUCAAGUGUAGCACUGUAUCACCACCAAACUGGAGAAGACGAGCUCUAUUUAAUUUUAGCUCUUAUCUUGGGAAUAUUCAACAUAUUUGUUGCUGGUGUUAUCAUAGCGGCUUUGGUUAAAGGGUGCGAAAAAUAUGUAUUUCUUUACAUCAUUUUAGAAAUGACGAAUCUUUUUAUUAUCACAGUUUUUGCUGCAAUCAACGUAUUCGAAUAUAAAUCAUUUAGUCUUGCUGGUCUUCUACUUGUAUGUUUCUUUCUUUGGUAUGGUCUCUACUGUAUGGUUGGAUUCUACAACGAAUUAGCAGAAUACAAUAGUGUGAAAUCAGGCGUUAUUGAAAUUACGUGCAACACCAACAUCAACCCAGUAGUUUUUCCUGAAAAAGCCAUCGAAAGUACCGCAGUGUAACUGAAGAAUACAUGCUUCAUUUAUAUGUUUGUGACUAUUAAACUACUUCACUUUGAAGAACCAACAAAAAACAGUUUUUAUCAAGUUGUAAUUUGUAUUACUUACAAAUCUUUAUUUGAAGGAAUUUAGAGAAAUCGGAAAGAUUAUCAUUAAACAAAUAUAUAAUUUCAAUCUCUGUGCUAAAUUUAUUAAAUUCUUUGGUAUAAUAUUAUUAUUAACGUUAAAUUAAUUUCGUGUCCAACCGUAGCGACCCAGUCCGACCCUGCUGUUUCUUUACAGUACUCAGGAAAUCUAUCCAUACAAAAAGUCUUGCGGCGCCUUAUCGUUAUUUUUGGAAGCGCGUUUACAUUUAAAUUACUUGUGGUGAAGUAUUUUGUUACAUUUUAAAGUUGAAAAAAAUCGUAUUAUUUUAAAACAUACUCUCUUGUGAUUAUUAAAAGUAAAUCGAAUCAAUAUAAAUAUUUGAGGUUAGAUUGAAUGUUAAGAAUAUUGAGAUUUUUGGCAUACUAUAACUAAAUAUGAAAUAUUGUUGGUAUCGUAUCAUAAUUAUUCAUGUAUUUAUCUUGUUAACGUGAUAAUUGAAUAUAAUUUUUUUCUAUCGUGUAUAAUUUAUAUAAUUAUAAUUAAAAUUGAUUUCUUAGAAACGUAAACAAACAGCAGGGGCGGAUUGGCUCGGGUGAUUCUCACGUUAAUACCUUCUAGUAAGGAUUUUCAGAUUGGAAUAAAAUUAUUUUGAAAACUCUUUCUUUUGAUUUAUAUCGAAAAAUUAGUAAAUUCGAGUAGGUGAUUUUGAAAAAUAUAAUAAAUGUAUAGGCAUUUAAAACUGUAAUAUUUAUUAUUAAUGUUGAUAAAAAAUAUGUCGAGUUAGAUUAUUCAUUGAAGAAAUAUUUAAAUAUAAAUUGUUCAAAAGAAAAUAGCUAUAAUAUGAAUAUAAACAUAGAAGGAGCUGUGUCUUUUUUAAAUAAUAAAAAACGGUUUAUUAAGAA